This is a messenger RNA of Linum trigynum, 8097 nucleotides long. The record is from the annotation of a GenBank genome assembly. NCBI's taxonomy places the organism in Eukaryota, Viridiplantae, Streptophyta, Magnoliopsida, Malpighiales, Linaceae.
UAUUCAACCAUUUAGUGACGAUGUGACAUAACUUUAAUAGUUUUUUCAUAAGCAUUGAUGACGAAAAUAUAAAUCAUUAACAAUUGAACUAAAAUCUUAAGAAUGAAAUCAUAAAACUUUGAUAAGUAUGUUGAAAUUGUUAAUAUUGAUGGAAUGUAUCAAUAAUAUUUCAUUUCAUAAACGUUGAUAAUUUCAUUCCAAAAUGUUAAUAAUGUCAUUGCAAGUCUUAAGGGGGAGAACGUGGACAUUUUUAAUUUAUUUUCUAAAAACAUUAAAUAUGACUUGUGAAAUUAUAUUUCCAUUUUGAAUUUCAUCAAUUAUUAAAUAAUUAUAUUUAAUUGAUAUAUCAUAUUUGUUCUUUUAAAUGGUUAGACUUGAUUUUCUCUUUCCUCUUCCUAUUGGCCAAGAACUUAAGAACCUCCUUAAAUUUUAGGCUUAAGGACAGGAUCCGACCCACUUGUCUUGUAUUUAAAAAGGUCGCAAAAAUAUUAUGGGUUAUUCCACUUUUCAUAUUCUCGUGAAAUUUAGCUGAAACAAAUGCAAUUCAUCAUCAAAAUGUGACGUUUAGAUAACAUCUCAAAUUUUAUCUAUUAAUCAAAAGAGUGGAAACAAUUCCAAACAAAUGAAAUUAUAAUCAAUAAUCAAACUCAUGACUCUCAACAUUUAUGGUAAGGCAAAGGCGUUGCAACGUUGCGGUCUCAUCUGUUUUGCUAAGAAUUCUCCCUCCUUUUUAGGGUUAUAUAAGUUGGAACCCUAAAAGGGUACCCACAAAUUGUGAAACCCAACCAAGAUCCAGUCUCCUCCUUUCUCCCAGUUGCCUUCUAUUCAUACAGCCCGACACUUUCACGGUUAGCACUUCACGACCGUGACAUUGGAGCUCAAACCGUGAUAUCAGACAAAAACGCAUGUCAUCGGUGUCGUUUUGGUUAGACAUCACGGUCACUGGUCAAUUAUCACGGUCAAGAGACGAUGAUAAUCUUUAGACCUGCGAGACGCCAAAAUUCUUUUGUUUCCCACGAUCUUCACGCCCUCCGGCCAAACCGUGAUAAUUGACUGUUUCUCACUUUUUGGCACUUUUCGACUCCAAUCGUCUUGAAACUCGUCCUCGACCCUUCCACACGUGUUGGGACAUGAAAUGUAUCAAAAAUAGCACAACCUAACGUAAAAUAGGUCGAGGGACGAUGAAAUGCAAAAUCGAACUAUCAAGAAAUGAGGGGUAACAUGUGUGUAAUUAGCCCUGAAUCAAACAACUAAUAGAUAAAGGAAAACCCAUGGGAACUUUAUUCUUCUUCUUCUUCUUCUUCCUAGUUGAUUGGAUAUACUCUUGGAGAUGAAAUCUGGCCUCCUCUUGGCUUGGAUAGGUCAAAUCCACUUUCAAUUUUCCCUUGUUUGUAGCUUUCUCUAUAGGUUAAGGAACAAGAAACUCAAUCUCACUCUAAACUCUCAUCCUUUUCAAAAUCUGAUCUCCUCCUUAUAUAGCUCGACUAUGCAUGUUUCAUGGUUGCACGUCGCGCCCUUGAAGUGUGCAACAAAAUUGUGAUCUCGACAUAGAACUCGUCAUUUCAUUAACACACUUCACAGUUUCCAUCCUGACUUCACCGUUUGGGACCAUGAUCCUUACAUUGUCUGCGAGACAAACGAAAGCUCUUGAAAACCUACGAGCUUCAAGGCCUUCUUGUAACGUUCACGGUCUACUGCCCGUAAUAAUCACCAUGAAACCGUGAUUUGUGCACUUUUCACUAUUUUGCUCCUUUUUGGAUCCCUUUCGUCCGACUUUCAGUCCUUUCGCCCAUUUCACCUGCUAUGGCCUGAAACAUACUAAAAUAUUCCAAAACCUAGCAUAAAAUAGCUUCAAGGACGAUGUCAAACAAAAUAGUGAAUAGAUUCACUAAUCUGACAAUCGAUUCACUACCACCAAUUGAUGGUGCUCUAUCAACCUAAUCGGACAUUCCCUCUCCUAGGUCAAAACAAUAAAUGAAGGAGUGUGAUAAAGACUCAAGCAAUAUCAUGAAUAAAACCUCAAUUGGAUAAAUAAUAUUAAGUUUAACAAACCAAAGAUCAAACAACAAUCAUUCCUAACACAUAGAACUAGGGUUCUUCAUACACAAGUGAGAGAAGGAAUUACUACGCGGAGAUAGAAAAAGAGAGGAAAAUGGGGGAAUAAGCAGCCAUCAUCGUGUAAACGUCAGGAAUCUACUUCUCAAUGAUGAUCUUCACUCCAAGGGACUGGAAUUGAGCUGCAAUGGUCAAAGGAAGACCCAAAUUUUCUCCAAGAAUGUUCUCUUCAUCACUUUCUCUCUAAAUCUUUCCAAGCUUGUUUUUAGAUGUCAAAAGACCGAUUCUCUUCCAAAAUCCCAUGAAAUGGCUCUUAAAUAUGCAACUGAAAAAAACAUGGGCAAAGUACACAGCCGUGUUUCUUCAUUCCACCUGUGUUUUCCCAAAAUGCAAUGUGUAACAUAGGUCGACUUAUGGAAAACGCUAUCAGACUUCAUGAGUUUGUAUGACCAUGUUUGUAUUGGCUCGGACCGUGUUUCCUUGCCAAAACUACGAUGCAACUUACACAACCCAAAUGGGCUAAAACACGGCUAGUGUUUCUUUGCUCCCUUGUUCAUAUUUCUUCAAUGAAAAACAAGGUUUGUUUCUCCAUGACAUGGUCGUGUUUCUACAAAAUCAGUCCAAAAUGACUCGUACAUUGCGCCUAAGCCUUUCUUCACUUACUAGGACCCAAAAUAUGACAAAUGAACACUAGCUAGCAAAAAUAGACCAUGGAGUAAGAAAAGUGAAGCUAAUUGAUCAAGAAAUGAGAAAACAAAUACAAUUUAUCACUUAUUAUAGCCCUAACCGCCGCAGGCCCAGUGCCCAAGGAAUCUUUUAGAAGAAGCUUACAUUCUUCCUAAGACACAUAGUGCGAGUCCAGACGGUACAUGGAAGAUGGAGGCCGAGUUUUAGAGUGAAAUACCCAAGUUUACCCCUCCUUCUUGUACUAUAAAUAGGAGCUUAUGCUUUAGUUGUUAGACAUUCUAACACAUACAAAAUCAUUCAAAGUUCUGCCAGGGCAGGAUGGAGAUACCUUCAUCAUCUUAGGUGAUGUCUUCUCCAUCUCUUAUGGCUAACUAAACUUGUAUUGUUUAGGGAUGUGAAUUCUAUGAUGCUUCAAUCAUCAAUGUUCUAUGAUUGAAUGCGAUGCUAUUGUCAUUAGAUGCCUCUUUCAUUUGAUGUUUGUAUCAAUCUAUGCUUUAGUUAUCUAAUGUUUUAAUCAGCAUGUGCUUUUAUCAUCUAUUGUGUGUUACUUUGGUUAUUGCUUAUAAUAUCAGCAUAUGUUGCAUGAGAAAUACAUUUUAUGUGUAUACAUCUAUUUUAGGUGUGUUUGGAGUGAAAUGGCAGUCAUUCAUGCAUGAAUGAGAUAGAUGCAUGAGGGAAAUGCCCAAAUCAAGGUUUGAUAGUGGUUGAGAGCCUUUGGAUGAGAAUUUUAGUAGAAUGACAUGUUUGAUGUAAAAAAUAGUAGAUGAACAUGUUUGAUAAAAAUGCAUAGCAGAAGGACACAUCAUACCUAUUCCUCUAUUUUCAAAACCAAAGUGUAUGGAUCUGGUGAUUAAAACAAAAACAAAAAAACCCGAACCACUCGACCCAUGUACACUCCUAGUAUGUGAGCACCUUCUUAUAGACACGAGUAGGGGUGGAAAUCGAUAAGAUAUCGGUAUCCCAGCGCCAAACUUGAACUAUUACCCUAAUUUAAGUGACUACGAAUGGAAUAAAAUAAUUUUAGUAGCUAACAUAAACUUUACUAAUAAUUCAAGUGACCAAACUUACAAUUUAACCAUACACAUAUGUGGAUUGGAUGGAAUCAACGUUUCUGCGCCCAAAUUCAGUGACCAAUUUCUUUCCCCUUCCCAAAGUAAUCAGUUUCGGUUCAUGAUAUCUAUGCAACCCUAACCUCCCAAUACACAUGUCCCCUCUUCUUCCCCAUAGUUUUCUUUUCUUUCUUCCACAUCAACAACGUGUGUAUCCUCUCCUGUUUAUUCGCCUACUUCUUCCCUCUCCAUAAACAAGCUGUAGUGAGAUAAUUUAGACUUCCGUCCUCCUCCCCUGAUCUCAAACUAUCUCUGCUACGCGUCUGAUCUUCAUUUCAAUCCUUCUGAUCAAUCAAUGAUAUUCUCCAAGCUCAGCCGCUCCACACGCGGCUCCAAUCUCUCUAAGUGGCAGAAUAUAUCGCUCCGUGGUUACCGCAGAUCAGCCAUCACCGGCCUGCCGCUGGGAGGUUCGUUUGCCAAUCGUAUAGACGAUGGAGUGGGCUUUCUGAGGAGUUAUUUGACUUCUAUUGGGGCUGCCAAGAGCUCUGCUGCCAAAACUUCCGUCUCGAACCUCAACGCCAUCCUUGCAAACCCUAGACUCCGGCGGUUUUUCUCGAGUGAAGCUCCCAAGAAGAAGAGUUAUGAGAACUUCUAUCCCAAAGGAAAGAAGGAAGCACCGAAGGGAGAUGGGAAGAAAUCUGAGUCCAAAGAGAAUUCAAAUGCUGAUGAUGAAUCGAGCUUUCAGAAGAUGUUUACGAAACAGUUCAACAAUUUACUGACCCCUUUGUUAGUCAUUGGGGUGCUUCUUUCUUCUUUUCCUUUUGGCUCGAAUGAGCACCAACAGAUCAGUUUCCAAGAGUUCAAAAACAAGCUUCUCGAGCCUGGUUUGGUGGAUCAUGUAGUUGUUUCCAACAAAUCAGUUGCAAAAGUUUAUGUGAAGAGUGCACCAUCAAACCAGACAGGUGGUGAAGAUGUCCAAGGUUCUACGACUGCCACCCCUAUUAGAGGACGUGGAGGACAAUAUAAAUACUAUUUCAAUAUUGGAAGUGUGGAUGCAUUUGAGGAGAAGCUGGAGGAAGCACAGGAGGCCUUGGGGAUAGACCCUCACGACUAUGUACCUGUUACAUAUUCCUCGGAGGUUGCUUGGUUCCAAGAAGUGUUGAGGUUUGCUCCGACGUUAUUGCUAUUGGGAACCAUCUUGUACAUGGGAAGGCGAAUGCAAGGUGGGAUAGGCCUUGGGGGCGGUGGUGGAAAAGGUGCACGUGGUAUAUUCAACAUAGGGAAAGCUCACAUCACCAAAGUGGAUAAAAAUGCUAAGAAUAAGGUCUAUUUUAAAGAUGUUGCUGGCUGUGAUGAGGCAAAGCAAGAAAUUAUGGAAUUUGUGCAUUUCCUUCAGAAUCCUAAAAAGUAUGAGGAGUUGGGAGCAAAGAUUCCAAAAGGUGCUCUUCUAGUUGGUCCUCCGGGGACUGGGAAGACUCUUCUAGCCAAAGCAACUGCUGGGGAAUCUGGGGUGCCAUUUUUAUCCAUUUCUGGCUCUGAUUUCAUGGAGAUGUUUGUUGGUGUUGGUCCAUCUAGAGUGAGGAAUUUGUUUCAAGAAGCGAGACAGUGUGCUCCAAGUAUUGUAUUCAUUGAUGAAAUCGAUGCGAUUGGCAGAGCAAGGGGACGUGGUGGCUUCAGUGGUGGCAAUGAUGAAAGGGAAAGUACCCUCAAUCAAUUGCUGGUAGAAAUGGAUGGCUUUGCUACUACUGCUGGGGUGGUUGUGCUUGCUGGCACUAACAGACCGGAUAUACUAGACAAAGCUCUUCUGAGGCCUGGAAGAUUUGACCGGCAAAUUUCCAUUGACAAGCCAGAUAUAAAAGGCCGUGAACAAAUAUUCCAGAUCUAUUUGAAGAAACUGAAGCUUGAUCAGGAACCGUCAUUUUACUCUGAAAGGCUUGCUGCCCUCACUCCUGGAUUUGCUGGAGCAGAUAUUGCAAAUGUUUGUAAUGAAGCUGCUCUAAUUGCUGCAAGGAAGGAACAAAAAGUAAUCAAUAUGGAACACUUUGAGUCCGCAAUAGACAGAGUAAUUGGUGGUUUGGAGAAGAAGAACAGGGUAAUAAGCAAGCUGGAACGACGGACUGUUGCCUACCAUGAGUCAGGUCAUGCUGUAACCGGCUGGUUUUUGGAGCAUGCAGAGCCACUCUUGAAAGUGACGAUAGUUCCUCGUGGUACAGCUGCGCUUGGGUUUGCUCAGUAUGUUCCUAAUGAGAACCUUCUGAUGACCAAGGAGCAACUUUUCGAUAUUACUUGUAUGACCCUUGGUGGUCGAGCAGCAGAACAGGUAUUGUUGGGGAAAAUCUCAACAGGAGCCCAAAAUGACUUGGAGAAAGUGACAAAAAUGACGUACGCCCAAGUAGCGGUGUAUGGUUUCAGCGACAAGGUGGGACUUCUGUCUUUCCCACAAAGAGAGGAAUCAUUUGACAUGAGCAAGCCGUACAGCAGCAAGACAGGGGCCAUUAUCGACGGGGAAGUACGAGAAUGGGUGGGCAAAGCAUAUGAACGCACAUUGCAAAUUGUAGAAGAGCACAAGGAGAAGGUUGCUGAGAUUGCUGAAUUGUUGCUGGACAAGGAAGUUCUCCACCAGGAGGACUUGGUCCGGGUCCUGGGGGAGAGACCGUUCAAGGCACUCGAAGCUACAAACUAUGAUAAAUUCAAGGAAGGUUUUAAACAUGAAGAAAAGCAGGGUGAGAGCAGCACGACGAGUGUGGAGGAGGAAGACGAAUCGCCACCAAUAGAGGUGGUACCUGCCUGAACCUCUGAACGACACUCUUGGUGUUUGUGUUUGUACAUCUCGACUGAUUGGAUUACUGCAUUGAGCCGUCUCUUUCCGUAGCCCCUCCUACUUCCCUCUCCCCAUGGACGUUGUAAAAUUUGAUUAGUUGCGCAAUAAUUUAUGGAUGGUUGAUAUCAUCUGGUUUGUCUUUGCGAGGAAUGCAUUUCGUGUUGGCGCAAAGGGGAACUAUUUAUGAGAAUCAAGUGCCAUUGCUUGUUGUUGUCUGGGCAUGAGGUGACGGAUUAUGAAUUUUUUUGAAUGCCAACUCGUUAGACGUUGAGGGUAGAUCGAAUGAAUUUGCCGAAAACAGUGAUGGAACUCCAUGAGCGACGUAAGUUUUUUUUUUGUAUGUUGUAUCUAUUGAGAGAAGAGAAUGAAUUGAUUGUGAAGGUUUAUGAGAACGAGACAAUACAUAAACUCGAUCUGUUCCUCAGACACUUGGCUGACAUAAUUGUGUGCAAGUUGUGGGGGUUCAGCAGCUCAAAAAUUGGUUGUGAGAAGAGAGUAAAUUGAUAAACAUGAGAGGCACCAAAGCUAGGAAAGAGGGCAAAAACUACAAAGGUGGACCAAGUAUAUAAAUUAUGAUGAAGAGUCGUAACUAGCUAGCAUAGGCAUGGGCACGGGAGGUUGGGUUGGGCUGGGCCCCUACUGCAAAUCAGGAUCAGGUCGUUAGCCCAUAAUUAAAGAGUAGGAAAAUCCUUAGCACACACCUGGCAAAAUCUGGUAGAUGGGAAGAAGAGUAAACCCAUCUGUGAUGUGCCCAACACGUGGCGGCAGCAGGACGAGCAUGAUGUGGACGCUGGGAUAUGUGGAAACGCGUCGGCUGUCCCAUUGAAUAGAUAUCACGUUCUCCAUCUAUAUUUCAACCAAUUUCCAUCCUCUAAAUUAUACUAUUGAUUGAUGUUUUAGUCCUUAGAAGGAGAGAAUUGAUCCUUGUUUGUUUUUUUUUUUAAAUAAAGGAUUUGAAAAAGGAACAUAGAAUAUAAUUUUUUUAAAUAUCAGUAUGUGCUUUUAUUUCAUUGAAUCAUAUCCCCAUAAAUUGUGAUUCCAAGAUAUUUCUUCUUUGUCUUGAGAAUGAGUUUACAUCGUUGAACCACUAAAUUUAAGAAGUUGUUUAAGUGACUGUUGAUUGUUAGUUAAUCUUAAGUAGUUAGUAAUUACUUAGGGGAUAUUAGUGGUAUGUUGGUUAGUUAAGAAUACUUAGGGAUUUUUUGAAUUAUUUUAAACCUAACUUAAAUAAAUAAUUUAGAGGGUGGGAUUUUUUCCCCUUCCUCCCAACCCUAGUUAUCAUAGGAUUAAUCUAUGGUUUACUUGCUACACUUGAUCUUAGUCAAAAGGCAAUUAGGUUUUUAUCAUUCAGAUUUGUUGUUUAGUAGAUGUUGCUCACUCUGCCGGUGGCUUUGCAGUAGGUUGGUCCGUGGAGAUUACGAUCUCAUUUUAAUGUAGUAAUUCCUUUUUUGUGGCUUUGAAUUUGAAUAAAGAUCGAUUGAAUUA